AUGUCACUCACAGCUCCAUACAAUAAUGCCAUGCGCCUCGGCCAAGGCUUCAAUACAUAUACCCAGGAAAUCAAGAUCCAGAAUGCUGUCACGAUUGAUCCCAAGGCUGUUACCAACGGAGUGGAGUCAAAGCAAGAAGCACCUGUGGUCUUGGCGGUAGCUGCUCCCAAAUCCGAGAAACCUCUAGUGGAGACCAAGAGUGAGACACAGUCCGCUCCAAAGGAAGAUGGAAAGACCAGUUCCCCAGGACCCGAGGUCAACGGAGUCGGGUCUGCGCCGUUCAGCAAUGCUCAACUGGCAGAGCAGGCAGAAGAUGCUUUGCUUGGAAAAUCCGACGGAGAUGUUGAGCUUCCUUUUGCCAUGACUAACCCACCAUCUCCACCGUCUGUUCAAAGUGUAACCUAUUCGACAAGAGCAAUUGAUAAUGUAGGCAAGUUCUAA
Messenger RNA from Aspergillus pseudoviridinutans, 441 nucleotides. RefSeq lists its product as uncharacterized. The record is from RefSeq and is a predicted model, not a curated record. The coding region runs from base 1 to 441 and encodes 146 amino acids. NCBI's taxonomy places the organism in Eukaryota, Fungi, Ascomycota, Eurotiomycetes, Eurotiales, Aspergillaceae. The transcript has 2 exons.